AUGAAAGGCAAAAUCGCCCUGGAAGAGUGCUGGACCAUCCCAGAGACCUUCCAGAGCUUCAACCCGACACAAUUUGCCGGUAAAGGCGUCAUCGGGGAUGACCUCAAUGGAAACCUGCUCGAUGUCCACGGUAAACGUCUUCAGGAGAUGAACGAAAAUGACGUCGACUUCAUGGUCCUAUCCCUCAAUGCUCCAGGUGUGCAGAACAUCACGGACCCUGCCGCGGCAGAGAAGCUGGCCGAGAUCGCCAACGACAAGAUUGAAGCCGAAGUUCUGAAGGACCCCCAACGCUUCGCGGCCUUUGCCGCUCUGAGCAUGCAUGAUCCAGCACAAGCCGGACGGGAAUUGCGGAGAUGCAUGACGAAGAAGAAGGGCUUCGUUGGUGCUAUGCUCAAUGACUUCCAGAGCAGCGGACCAGAUGGGAACACGAUGCUCUUCUACGACGACCCAAAGUACGACGAGUUCUGGAAGGUUGCGAAUGAACUAAAAGCACCCGUGUAUCUCCAUCCGCGGACGUCCAGCCCGUUGAUCAAAGAAAUGAUGUGGAAAGGAAGGCCCUGGCUCGACUUCUCAGCCCUGGGAUACGCGAAUCGACUGAAUAUGCACACUCUCGGUAUCAUCACUGGUGGCGUUCUUGAUCGCUUCCCGGAUCUGAAGAUAAUAAUUGGGCACAUGGGUGAACACAUCCCAUAUGAUCUUUACCGUAUCGACCACAAGCUUGACCGCAGCCGUUUCCCGAAUAUGCCGAUGCGGAAGGAUCGACUCGUACGGGAUUACUUUGGUUCCCAGGUCUUCAUCACGACGUCCGGUCACUUCAGCACCCCGGCGCUGAUCUGUGCCAUGACCGAGAUUGGUGCCCGGAGUAUUUGCUUCUCCAUCGACUACCCUUUCGAGUCUAUUCCGAAUGGAUGCUGCUGGUGGGACGAGCAUGUCAGUUCCGUCAUCAACGAACGGGACUUUGUGGACAUGGGCAGGAACAAUGCGUUGAGAAUCUUCCCGAGGUUGACGGAGAGUCUGCAUGGACUGAAGGAGAUGAGUCCAGCAGAGUGUGGAGUUGGCGGGCUCCGGGCCAACGACGGAGAAGUGACAUUCGGGAUGUACAACAAGGAUUUCAAUAAAAGGGGAAGAAAAGUGUACUGA
Molecule: messenger RNA, 1140 nt
Organism: Fonsecaea erecta
Lineage: Eukaryota; Fungi; Ascomycota; Eurotiomycetes; Chaetothyriales; Herpotrichiellaceae
Exons: 2
Coding region: 1-1140 (379 amino acids)
Biological process (GO): secondary metabolic process
Cellular component (GO): cytoplasm; cytosol
Molecular function (GO): hydrolase activity; carboxy-lyase activity
Source: RefSeq, a predicted model, not a curated record